CGGGGUUGGAGCUGACGUUGCAUGCGUGAAUCAACCUGGUCCUACUGGCGCAAGACCCUUCGUCUUCCACUAUUCCACCGUAAACAACCCUUUCCCAAUUGCCCAACAACCCCAUAACCCACAUCCACCCAUCAUGGCCACCGUCGACCCAGCCUCCAUGCUCGUAUCCGCGGCCAUCCCAGCCUUCAAAUGUCCUCCAGGCACAAAGAUGUACAUUCUCGAUCUGGGGACCCUCCAAAUCGACGAGUCCUGGAUCCUCCGAGGCGCCAACGCCAGCACCCUUAGCAACCCCAGCCCCGUCCACCAACGUCGGGACAUGAUCCUCAUCUCCGCGUUGAUCGAUUACCCAGGCGUCGGUCCCAUUCUCUUCGAAACCGGUUGUGCGGAGGAUCUGGACGUGAAAUGGGGCGCCCCCAUAACCGACAUCUUCCCACGCACCGUAUACACCGAGCAAAACAAACUCCCCGCCGCCAUCGCCGCAACCGGACACAACAUCAAAGACAUCAAAGCCAUCAUCCUGGGCCACCUCCACCUCGACCACGCGGGCGGGCUCGAACACUUCAUCGACACGAACAUCCCGAUCUACGUACACGAAGACGAAUUCAAGCACGCCUGCUGGGCCGUCGCCACGGGCGCCGAUCUAGGCGUGUACCUGGGCCACUACAUGCUUCUGGAAAGGCUCAACUGGGUGACGUUCCCGGACGAGCGACUGGAUCUGUACCAGGGGAUCACGCUGCAUCAUUGCCCGGGCCAUACACCGGGGCUGUGCGUGAUGCAGGUGAAUCUGCACCGCGAUGAGACGUUUAUUUGGACGACGGAUCAGUUUCAUGUCAGAGAGAAUUAUGAGCUGGGGCAUCCGCAGGGCGGGUUGGCGAGGGAUCAUAAUGCUUGGUAUCGUAGUUUGGGGCUCGUGAGGAGGUUGCAGACCUUGUUUGGGGCUAGGUUGGUGUUUGGGCAUGAUAUGCAGGUCGCGAGGGCGUUGAUGGCCGAGAAGGAGGUUUUUGAGUAGAGGAGAGUAGGGGGUUUGGUGAACUGAUGAUGGGAAUAUACUAUCAAUUGC
This is a messenger RNA of Aspergillus heteromorphus CBS 117.55, 1060 nucleotides long. Its product is annotated as N-acyl homoserine lactonase family protein. Lineage: Eukaryota; Fungi; Ascomycota; Eurotiomycetes; Eurotiales; Aspergillaceae. The record is from RefSeq and is a predicted model, not a curated record. The transcript has 3 exons. Bases 134 to 1009 code for a protein of 291 amino acids.